Molecule: messenger RNA, 705 nt
Organism: Yamadazyma jaroonii
Lineage: Eukaryota; Fungi; Ascomycota; Pichiomycetes; Serinales; Debaryomycetaceae
Source: the annotation of a GenBank genome assembly
AUGUUAAUUAAACCGUGGAAUGAAGGAACUGCACCACGUCAUUUCUUUGAAGAUGAUACUGAAAAUGUUGAAAUACCCGAAAUUAUAGUCCCUGAAGUAUCUGGAGAUUCAAUAUUAAUCAUUCCUAGUUCUUUAAAGAUUUUGGGUGAUUUUGAAAAGAAAGAAGUAGGGGAAAUUGUCAUAAAGUAUAAACAAGUUGAAGAACUUGAUGUUAAGGAUUAUGAUGAAGAUGAACAAUUAUAUAAUGCCAUGAAGUCAGUGAAAUAUCCUAAUUAUAAUAUCCCAAUUUAUAAAUUCAAUGGCAAUAUCGUUAUUAUAAUUCCACAUAUUUCCAACACUAUUGUGAUAAAUAAGUUAUCUGAAGCUUUAGUAAGUUUGAAAUUCGAAAAUUGGAUCACUUUAUCUCCUUCAAACAUUCCUCUAAGCUUAAAUAAAGUUGGGACCAUGGAUUUUAACGUCCCUCCAAUGAAACCUCCACAUUUCAUAACAGGAAUAUCAGCAUCUAUAAAUUCCAACUUAUACAAGAAAGGUAAGAAGUUUGUAGGAUUGGUUUUAAGAGGUGAAGGACAACCAGGUUUUGAAAUUAUCGAUGGUGAUGCUAUGGUUGAUGUAGCUUAUAUCUUAGAAUCUCACUUCAAAAUUGAUUUGGUUAAACAUGUCAGUGCCAAAGUCAGAAAAUUUACCUACUCCGGUAUGUAUAUAUAA